This is a messenger RNA of Schistosoma haematobium, 2448 nucleotides long. Its product is annotated as Cleavage polyadenylation factor subunit clp1. The record is from RefSeq and is a predicted model, not a curated record. The transcript has 6 exons. Bases 408 to 1736 code for a protein of 442 amino acids. Gene Ontology annotation, biological process: tRNA splicing, via endonucleolytic cleavage and ligation. Gene Ontology annotation, molecular function: polynucleotide 5'-hydroxyl-kinase activity. Lineage: Eukaryota; Metazoa; Platyhelminthes; Trematoda; Strigeidida; Schistosomatidae. Gene Ontology annotation, cellular component: mRNA cleavage factor complex; nucleus.
CGUAUCUUUAAUUAUGACUUGGGUGUUAAUAUGUCUUAUCUUUUUGCUCCCUCCAGCACUUAUAAUCCCCGAGGUCAUAGCAAGAAGGUUCAUAAACCACGAUCUAAUAAACUUAAAGUGGGGUUUCGUUUUUCUCAUCGAGUAGUCAAUCAUUGGAACGCCUUACCCGAAGAAGUGGUAUCAACCUCAUCAGCGAAUACUUUCAAGGAGAAGCUGGACUUUCACUGGAAAGCAAUUUGUCAGGAUUAAUACAGGUUCACCAACCUACUAUCCUUAUUACUGAAGACUGAAUACGCAAAUCUGAACUUGUGCGUUACAUUUGGCCUUUAGGCAUAAAAUUUUACAUAAUCUGCCAUCAUUCCGUUGGACGGCAAGCCAUAAUACCUGGGAAUCCAGAUUUGAUAGAAAUGAAUGGCGUGAAGGAUUUUCCACGAUCAAACCCAUCCAUUCGAUCAUACACUCUAGAGAAAUAUCAGAUGCUUCGUUUUGAAGUUACUUCACCAUCUGGUUUAACUUUGGUUUCUGGUGCUGCUGAAGUUUUUGGUACUGAACUCGUUUGUGGUUGGGAGUUACAGUUAUAUCCAGGUCAACGAGGAACAGUCGUUACGUUCCAUGGCUGCAAACUGAUUGUUCAAGACCAGGGAGUUGCUGCCUAUAUAAUCGCCUCAUCGGAAGAUCAAGAAAUUGUGCACGUAUAUGUGAAUAUUCACGCUAACCUAGAAGUUUCACGACAAAAAGCUGUAAAGGAACAAAGUAGAGGGCCACGCGUAUUAGUAUGUGGUCAAGAAAGUGUUGGGAAGUCUACACUUUGUCGCACUUUGGCAAGUUAUGCGGCUCGUAGAAAACACAAACCAAUAAUUGUAGAUGUUAACGUUGGACUCAAUCAGGUGUGUAUACCAACAACUAUUGCUGCAAUAAGUGUUACCAAACCAUAUGAUUUGAUGGAAGGGUGGAGUCUAGAGGAAGAUCCACUAGUAUUUUGUUUCGGUCACACUGAUCCUGCGAGUAACUUAAAUCUUUUUCGAGAACAAGUGAAUCGAUUAGCCGAACUUAUCAAUAUUCGUUCUGAGAAUGAUAUGAGUAUAUUCACUAGUGGUUGUAUAAUCAAUAUGAGUGGAUUUCGUAAAGAUGAUUCAGAUGGUGGGUCAAGUAAAGAAAAGGGUAUCCAAGCCAUACGAACGACUGCUGCAGCUUUCGAAGUUGACACAUUAUUGGUCAUAGAAGAUGGAUUUCUAGCUUCGUUCCUGCGUGAAGAUCUUCCUCCCGAGGUGACUAUAGUAAGAUUGCCUAAAUCGUCAGGUGCUAUAACUAGAAGUCCAGAUCAGUGGACACGUCAGCGAGAUGCUCGAGUCUGCGCCUAUUUACAUGGCGAAAACCCCUUGAGACGUCUACAUCCACAUCAAAUAACGCUUAAAUCUUCUGAGUAUUCAAUUUACAAAGUUGGAAGUGAGGCCAUUCCCGAUGCACUACUUCCACAUGGAGCACAAGAAGAGGAGACAUGGCGUAAUCCCAUCCAGGUUUCAGUUAGUCGAGAUUUGAAGAAUCGUCUGUUGGCAGUUUCUCAAGCUUCAGAACCUUAUCAAGUUCCAGAAGCUCCUGUUUAUGGAUUUAUCGUAGUUGUUAAUGUUUCCGAGGACAAGUCCGCAUUCACCAUACUCAGCCCAAGUCCACAUCCUCCUCCAAAUAAUCUAUUUUUAUUAACCAGUAUUUGUUACGUUGAUCCUGAAUCACUGUAAUUUCAUAUGUAAAAAUUGACCAGUGGUCUUGUAAAUAUAUUUCUCUGUUGUACUGUUAAAGCAAACGUUUAUUGGAUUUUAUUAGAAUUAAAUAUCGAUAAACUAUUCCAUCACAUAUGAGAGCCUUACAUACGAAUGAUUUAAAUGGGUACAAAAUACAUCAAGCUGUUGAAAAAAUAACAAGUUCGAAUAUUUUUAAUGCGCGCUACUGAAGAGUUCCACAAUAGGACGAAAUGGUCGUCCAGUGCUUCCAGGUUUUCACUGGUGGUCUAACACCAAUCGGUUCAUGAUCUCUAUCAGAAACUUAAUAUCGUUUAUGACAAACAUAAAAUUUAUGAUUGGUGAAUGAACAAGAUAUAGUCAUGCAAGGUCAAAGAGAGUUAAUGUGGUGGUGGGCGUUUAGUGUUGUCAUUAGUGAGUUCGUUUAUCGAUCAUUUCUUUCGUAGGUUGUGUAAUAGUUAUUUUACAUUUAAGCAGUUAACAGAAAUUACAGAUUGAUGAAGACAUAAAUUUAACGUAGACGGAAUGAUAUGUAGCUAAACGAAGAUGGCUCAAAUGAAAUUAUGUUAGUAACAACAAUCUGACGCUAUACUUUAAUGCUUCUGAAACAACUUUCUGAGUGAUUUUAACUUAGUGGGGAUAAUAUUCGGAUGUUAAACCAAAUUAACCGUUAAGUAGAUAUUUUAUAACAGAUGUAUAAAGCGAGAAUAUU